AUGAUUGUUAAUGUUUAAAAUUAGUAGCAAAUUAAGAUAAAAGCUGAUUUAUACGAAGCAGUCUUGACAGAUAAGAGUCAGCAAUAGUUAAAACAAGUUUUUAGCAGAUACACCUAGGCUUAAUAUAUAUCGCUAGAUUUAGAUAAUAUAUCUUAAUAUAACUAUGACAACUCCUACAUAAAUCAAAUGCUAAAAGACUUAUUAUUUAAAUUAAAUAAAUUUGAUGUAAUAAUUGACAUCAGGAUUAAAAAUAUUCUCAGCUUGCAUUACGAUGGUACUCUGAUUUCGCAUUCUUAUAAGCUAAAUCAAAAACAAGUUUUAAGUAGAAAUAAUAACAUAAUUAAUAAUGUACAACACUAUUUGAAUGCAGAAGAUAAAAUUAAUAAUUUGGAAAAUCGGAUAAUUUACAUCGACUAUAUUGUAUAUUAGAGAUUUGAGGUGAAUGUAUCAUUUAGGAUCUUAAACGACGACUAUAGUUCAAACUAGGAUAGCAAAUAAGUGAUAGACAAUUUAUGUUAUUACUUAAAUCAUAUGAUUGACUUCUCUUUAACUAAUGUGCUUAGUAUAGAAAAUAUUCUAUUAACUUAAAUGAAAAUUAAAAUCUAUGAAUAAUAAUUCAAAAUUGACUGCUCUUAUAAUAAGGUUAAGUUUCAUGCGUUGAUUCAAGAUGAGAAUUCUUCUUUUAGCUAUUGCAUUAUUAGGCUGAUCAAAAUGUUUUCUGCAAAUUAAAUCGAUUUAUAUGUUGAUGAUGAAACGAUGCAUGAGCUGCUAGAACAUUUAUUUCACGAAGAAAAUAAGGAAAAAGCAAAAUCAAUUAAUUAGCUAAAAAUCAAAGCUUUUUCAAAGGAAGAUCCCUAGAAAUUUAUUAAUCUUGUUUAAGAGGGUAAUUCUAUAAAAAUUGAAUAUAAUUCUGAUAAAAUGAAAAUAUAAAAUUAUAUUUUAGAAAAUUUGUUUACUGUUUUUAAUGAGAAUGCCAUUUAAUUCAUCUUUUUAGAUGUUAAAUCGGUGCACUUUUUAAAAGAAGUUAGAAAGAUAUUAAAAUAUGCUAACAUUCAUUAAUAAAGCUAGCUAGAUAUUAAGACAAAAUAUGAUGAUUUUUUCAUUAAAAGGGAAUAAAUUAACAAAUAAAAAGUUUUGUUUGAUCAUAAUUUACAUAUUGACACAUAAGAUUUAAUAUUAAGAUAACCUACAAAAAACAUCUACUAAUUAUGCUAAUUCAAUAGUUAAUCAAGCGAAUGUGAUACUAUAAGUGCAAAUAAGCAAUUAAUAAAAAUACUAUGUAGUUUAAAUGUUUAAGUUUUUAGAUAUUUAUUUGAUACUUAAAAUAGAGCUUUUCCAAUCAACAUAUGCCUUUAAGAAAAAGAAAAAAAAUAAAUACUUUCUAUGAUUGACAGUAAAUGUUUUUCAAAUGUUUUAGAUAUUCGAACUAAUUUGAGAAUAAUCAAUAAUAAAUUAAUUAAUAAACCAAAGCACGCGCUUUUAGCAUAUUUAACAUGUCUUAAAAGGCAAAAUUAGCUUAACAUAUUAAGAAAAGAAAUCAUAUAAGAAGCUUUUAUUAAAUUUUAUUUUAAAGAAUAAGAUGAAUGA
Messenger RNA from Tetrahymena thermophila SB210, 1587 nucleotides. RefSeq lists its product as hypothetical. The transcript has 2 exons. The record is from RefSeq and is a predicted model, not a curated record. Lineage: Eukaryota; Ciliophora; Oligohymenophorea; Hymenostomatida; Tetrahymenidae.